GGGACAGGAACCGGAAUCAGAGACAGGGAGCGGGGUCAGCACAGGAAUCGGAACCAGGACCUGCGGCCUCCCCUCAGCCCGCCAGCCCCGGGUUCCGCUGUGGGGCUGUCGGGGCCGGGCCGGCGGCCUCUGCAUCACCGGGAUCUGGCCGGAGUUGUCAGCUCGGAGAAGGAGUGGCUGCCGCGCUUUGCUGAGGAGAAAAACUGACUUAUCGUGCGGCAGUUACAGAGCUUUUCACAAGCUCCUGGUUCUGAGGGAGUGCUGGCAGUUCCCCUUGCCCUUUGGCCCUCUCGUUCCCGAGGCAAUGCCCAAAGUGAAGAGGAGCAGGAAGCCUCCCCCGGAUGGCUGGGAGCUAAUCGAGCCCACACUGGACGAGCUGGACCAGAAGAUGAGAGAAGCUGAGACAGAGCCACACGAAGGGAAGAGGAAAGUGGAGUCCCUCUGGCCCAUCUUCAGGAUCCACCACCAGAAAACACGUUACAUCUUUGAUCUCUUCUACAAGAGGAAAGCAAUCAGCAGAGAGCUCUAUGAGUACUGCAUCAAGGAGGGCUAUGCUGACAAAAACCUGAUUGCCAAGUGGAAGAAGCAGGGCUAUGAGAACCUCUGCUGCCUGCGCUGCAUCCAGACUCGGGACACCAACUUUGGCACCAACUGCAUCUGCAGGGUCCCCAAAAGCAAGCUGGAAGUGGGCAGAAUCAUUGAGUGCACUCACUGUGGAUGCAGAGGCUGCUCUGGGUGAAGCCUUUUGCCAUCAAACUUGUUUUUUGAACUCUGAGGGACAUCCUCCUCCUCCUCAAUGGACUAUGAGUGCAAUUACAGCCAUUUUCUGUGAUGGGCUAUUUCUGUAUUAAAUUAAAGCAUCAGCAUGAUCACCUGGAUCAUGCAUAAAUGGGGGGGCUUUGGAGUAGGGUUUUGUGUAGCCAUUUAUUUUAAAAUAAAGCUUGCCUUCCUGAGA
Serinus canaria (Common canary) is the source of this 955-nucleotide messenger RNA. RefSeq names its product BUD31 homolog (gene BUD31). The coding region runs from base 305 to 739 and encodes 144 amino acids. NCBI's taxonomy places the organism in Eukaryota, Metazoa, Chordata, Aves, Passeriformes, Fringillidae. The record is from RefSeq and is a predicted model, not a curated record. Gene Ontology annotation, cellular component: spliceosomal complex; nucleus. The transcript is spliced from 5 exons. Gene Ontology annotation, biological process: mRNA splicing, via spliceosome.